AUGGCGCGUAAGCGUAAGGGACAGGCCCUUAACGAUUUCCCCAAGGACUUAAACGACAUACCUUACAUCCGCUGGAUGAACCAGCAGAUCGCCAACGGUCGCCAUCCCAGGGGAUUAUCCGCGCCGCCCGUUCUUGACGGCCAGGGGUCCAGUGCACAGUCGCCCACGGCUGCACCGUCACGUGUGCGCCGUCAGCCUGCAAGGACGGCAGCAACGCACCGUCCAGUUGUGGAGGAAGACGAUGCCGAUGCUGACGACGACGAAGGAGACGACGACGUCGCCUCCGACGACGAGGAGGAGGAACCGGCGGACCUUGGAAUGUCGCCCAGCGACGACGACGAAGACGACGACGAGGAUGCCGAGGAGGACGCCCCGGAAGAAACACAGCCAGUCGCUCCGCCGCCGAAACGGAGCACCGCACGAAAGGCAGGGUCCGACAAGGGCAAAGGCAAGGCGGCGCAACCUGCGGCACGCCCAGAGCCUCGGAAGAAACGGGCGGCCGCACCAGUCGAGCGCGGCUUAUGGUCUGACAAGGAGAGCACCAUUUUCGUCGCGGCGAAAUGGUUCAUGAAAGAGGAGCUCGAGCCUCUCAAGGGGAAGCAGGGGACGCAAUACUGGGCCCGGCUGCUCGCACACAUCAAGGAGUCGAAUCCCGGAUGGUGCAGGGGAAUCAACGCACUGCAGAAACAGUGGCGUAACCUGCUACUUCUGUGGCGAGAGUACAAGCGUGCCGACGGGGGGUCGGGCAACGGCUCGGUGGAGAAACCACCGUGGUAUCCGUACCUGGAGCUGCACAACCAAGACACCGACGCAGCCGCACCGCAUGCCGUGGACGGAGGUGGGGCGAAUAACGUCAACGUGCCGGCGGGCAUGGAGGUUCCAACUUCGUCCCAGCCAGGCACUUCAACUCCAUGCUAUACGGCUACCAUGCAAGCGGCGAUGCUGGUCUCCGCCACCAUCAAGGACUGCCACGGCGACGCGAUGACUCGCAUAGAAGGCCUCGUCCGUGAUUGGAUGGCGCAAGACCUCCGACUUGCCCGCGAGCGCAUGUCUGACUCGGCUCCCCCGGAUGUGCACCGCGAGCCGCCGGAUUUCUCCCCACCGCCGCCACGAGGGGAGUCCGCGCCACCCCCCGAAACCGCACGGCCGCGAGAGGAUGUGGGCGACGACAACACCGUCACUCCGGCGGCCGAGGAUGUGGAGAUAUGGGUGCGCGGCACCGACGAUUAG
This is a messenger RNA of Closterium sp. Naga37s-1, 1230 nucleotides long. The record is from the annotation of a GenBank genome assembly. NCBI's taxonomy places the organism in Eukaryota, Viridiplantae, Streptophyta, Zygnematophyceae, Desmidiales, Closteriaceae.